Molecule: messenger RNA, 550 nt
Organism: Pelobates cultripes (western spadefoot toad)
Lineage: Eukaryota; Metazoa; Chordata; Amphibia; Anura; Pelobatidae
Source: the annotation of a GenBank genome assembly
AUGAGCUCCCACUCGACGGACCGGCAUUUUGGGGAAAAACCCCUGAAAUAUUAUAGCGACCGACGCCACACCAGGGCCAGGCUAAAUCUACCGUAAACUGCAGCUUCACGUUGAGGCCUGCAGACGGCAACCCAGAGCAAAGGACACAAACCCAAGCCAGCGACAUGGCCCCUGGAGGCUUUUGAUCGGCUCCGUAAGAGCUUCUGGACGAUACUCUGCAACCCGGACCUGACCCGCGGACAAGCGGUGAAAGCGGUGGCCCCAUGGAUCCGCCCGGUAACCCGAAGCCGCUACUAUGGGCCUCUGCCUCGAAUACCCAAAACCGCCAUCCAACAAUGCAGACACCAGCGACCAACGAGGCGGGUGGGGGACUCCCAUGGCACGGGUGCCAACACUCGCUCCCACAAUCACAGGAGCUGGAGCAUCAGGCUAGCCCAACAAGCAUGCACCUCUCACGAAACCAGAACCUGGGACUGGCAUGGCGUACCUCCACAGCUACAGCCCCAGCGACAAACCGUGGCAUAACAUGGAGGUCCACCCCACAGUCUAG